UUCCCUUUUAUACUCGCAUCGCCAUUAACACACUAACUAAUCACUCAAGCUCCGAUUCUUAAUCAUGUUUAGUCGUCGUUUAGACGGUGAAAACAAAUCUGUACGUCGAUCGAAGAGAGAGAGAUCGAGUUCUAUCUUGUCAGACAAGGAGGACGAGGACCUUGCCAACUGUCUCGUCCUGCUGUCUAAUUCGGGCACAGUAGUCGGAGAUGGUGAUGAUGACAAUAAGCAUGGAGAUGGUAGGGGUAAAAGCGUAAAUAAGGGGAAAGCAGGACCCGCGUUUCAGUGUAAAGCGUGCAAGAAGGUGUUUACGUCUCAUCAGGCAUUAGGCGGACACAGAGCUAGUCACAAGAAAGUUAAGGGUUGUUUUGCUUCUGAAGACAAAGAAGAAGAAGAAGAAGAAGAAGAAGAAGAGGAAGAGGAAGAAGAAGAAGAUGAAGAGGAAGAGGAAGAAGAAGAAGAAGAGAGAUCAACGGCUCAGAUCACAAGAAAACGAACAAACAGUCAUGAAUGCAGCAUAUGUCACCGUGUUUUCGCAUCAGGACAAGCCCUGGGCGGUCACAAGAGAUGUCACUGGUUGACUCCAUCAAACAAUCUGAUGAGGACGCCUUCGUCGCAACGUGAGCCGUCGCUCGACCUGAACUUGGCUUGCUCUGUUGAUCGGACAGUGAUGAAGGUAGGGGGUGGUGGUGGUACUGGUAAUAGCUCAUCUUCGUGGUUACAACUCUCCAGUGGCGAUUGGUUUUGAAUCUUUAUUAAUUUUCUUCCCCCUUUUACUUCUUUUAUCCUUUAUUGGUCGCAUACAUGUGAUUUGAACACACAUGUAGAGCAAGCAUGCAUAUACAUACACACGUAUUUUCUGCUACAUUUACAUGUUGGUAAAAAAAGAAAAGCGCCGGGGGUGGUGUUGAUGCGAUGUGAGACUAUCAAUUAUAAUUUUUAUAUCGUCAGGUUGGCAACUAAAGAAUUGCCACCUCAAUUCUGUCUACUGAAUGUGGUGUUUUGUUUGAAAUUAACGGAACUGGCUGUUCUAUAUAUCCGUGUGCAAUACAGAAGAUUUAAUCAUUU
Molecule: messenger RNA, 1068 nt
Organism: Tarenaya hassleriana
Lineage: Eukaryota; Viridiplantae; Streptophyta; Magnoliopsida; Brassicales; Cleomaceae
Product: zinc finger protein ZAT2
Exons: 1
Coding region: 65-748 (227 amino acids)
Source: RefSeq, a predicted model, not a curated record